Wasmannia auropunctata (little fire ant) is the source of this 1048-nucleotide messenger RNA. RefSeq lists its product as uncharacterized. The annotation marks the transcript as partial. NCBI's taxonomy places the organism in Eukaryota, Metazoa, Arthropoda, Insecta, Hymenoptera, Formicidae. The record is from RefSeq and is a predicted model, not a curated record. The transcript has 2 exons.
UUUGAAAUAAUUGUUAUAUUUCAAUACAUAUAUGUAUUUAUUUUACAUAUCUUAUACAAUUUAAUAUUAAGUUUCAAGUUAAAACAAAUAUUUAUACUCUUCAUAGCAUCCUAUAUUCAUGUGUGUGGCCGCAAAAAUCCCAACUAUGGUGAAUGCAUUGUGGAUAGCAUCAAUAGUGCAAGGAGUAAGGUCUGUACGGGGAUGCCGGAAUAUGACAUUCCUCCGCUCGAGCCUGUGACUAUUGACAAAAUAGUUAUUUACAACACAGAUAAUCUUAAAUUAAGUGUUGAAGAUUCAAAAAUAAGAGGAUUUUGCGAUUUCGAAAUAAAGUCUAUUAACAUAUCCCCUGACCAGCUUCAAUUCGAUGUUGAUUUCAUGCUUAAACAUCUUGAAAUGGACUCCACAUAUGACUUCGACAUACGUUUAUUGGUGUCACUUGCUAAUAGGGGGCUGGUUAAGGUUUUUGCAGAUAACUUAGAAGGAAAAUUGGUCAUAGACUUUAAAAUAGAAACUAAGAACGAUCGAACAGAAAUAUAUGCGUCGAAAGUAAACGUUAAUCUCGAUGUUAAGACAUUUAAAUUUGAGUUUGAUGACAGCGAGAAAGAUAUGGUUCAACUACAUGAAAUUCUUAGUCAAACCAUAAACGAUAAUCAACAGGAUAUUAUCAAUAAAGUUAAACCAAUAUUUGAAAAGAAGUUCUCCGAAGUGGUCAUGACAGUUGCUAACAAGAUUGCUUACAACAGAAAGGAGCAAUUGUUUCCUGACAAGCCAUAAAUUGUCUAGAAGUCUAUAAAAUUUUUGCAUACAAAGUCGCUAUAUGCAUUCUAUAAUGCAUCCGAUUUAAAAGAAUAAUUGAAAUACAUUAUGUACAACAUAUAUGUUUUUAAUUAUUAAAAAUAACAAUAUUUAAAAAUUUGGCAAUAUAUGUUUUAUUUGAGUUGAUUAAUAAGAUACCUAUAUACCGUUUAUAAAUAGAUCACUAGUACAUUAUAGCACAGAUUUGUCUAGAAAAUAAGUUAGCCAAAUAAAAAUAUGUUUUGUCUUUGUA